AUGCACGACUCGGUGCCGAGCGAGCGGAACCCCGAGAGUGCGGAAAAACCGAAACCACAAGAGCCGGUGGCCACAGCAGCUUCGGUUACAGCGACAGCUACCGCCGUGGAUAGCGGUGUUUCCCCUCCCACGCAGUCUCGUACACGGAGAUUUGUGCAAUUUUUAUGGGCCUGCUACAAUUACAUUGACGCCCCACUGGAGUUUGCGAUUCAGCAGAGUGUGGAGCUUGCACAGUUUGUGGAUGCCGCCCAGUGCACCUCGUUCCUUUCAUGCCAGCAGCAGCAGGUGCGAUGGGGACUAUGGGAAAUGCUGCGGGACAUGCAGGCGCGGGAGGUGAGUGCGCUAGAGCUGGAAAAGCAACAGCGCUUGUACGGAGGGCUGGCAAGAACUGGAGCGAAGCGGGGGUUGGUGUCGUGUGCGCAUCCGAGCCGAGACACGGUGGGGAUUGCCAUGGGAACUAACGUGUGUCGUAGUAGUGGUAAUCACAGUCGUGGCGUAGGGAGCGUUGCGGGAUCCGUGUGGGACGGGUUGAGUGAAGCAGACGAGGAUGCCUUGCGUGGCGCGUUGUUGGCCCGUGGACGGUACCACGCGCGUGUCCCGCGGCACGCCAGCCACUGCCAGCGACGCAGUGGUUGCAGGAAGAACUCCUUGGUGGUGUCACAGGGAGCGCUACAGUCAGCGCCGGCGAAGCCGUCUCAGUCGUGUCUACGCUACGCGCUUUUUACGGAUCCCGCCAUGAUGGGGGUUGUGGGGAAGACACCGCUGCCGGAGGUAUCAGGUGCUGUCAAUGCUUUGGCAGCUGAGCCCCACGACCCUGCUGCCGUGCUUGGGGGCGUGGAGUCCCUCACACCCGGGUGUUCCCUCUGCAUUGCACAGGGUCUUCUUCAAGCUACUUGGGCGAGUCUGCAUCUGUUGCAGUUGGUGAACGUAGCGAGCAUUGCCCACCUCUGCGCCGCACCACUUUUGUUGCCCAGUGACGUCUUAUCAACGACCCCGCGCGAGGCGCUUUGCAUCGGUUACCAUGUUGCACAGCACCAGCUAAAACUGGCUGUGGGAUUUCUUUUCUCCAUCGCGACAUCGCCGGUAUCCUCACCGCACUCCACAUCUGUCAGGCAGCAGGAACAAACGGAGGGCUCCAUGGCAGAUGAGAAGAAGAAGCAUCACGCCGAUGUGAUACGGGUUAUUAAGACGCUGGCCACGCAUGGGCUUGACGUCUGUGUACAUCUUCUGGCAGCACUGCGAUGCCUGGAACCAGGCAACGCGUAUGUGGUUCUCCUGCACGCUGCAGUGCUGGCAUUUUGUGAUCGCGACGGUGUUUCCAAAGCGAAGCAGCUGUUGCGUGUCUUUAUCACAUCCGUGCUGGUGGAAUCCGGUGAAAAACCACUCCAGGGGGACUGUGACGCGUACGAGAUGUGGCUUAGAUUUGAAUCUGCAUUGGGUGGUGAAGUUGCGGCAAGGCCCGAUAGUGAACGGGAAAUGUCGCUGCUAGAGCGGGUGGCCUCGGGUAUUCUCUUCUCGGUGUUUCUGGAACUGCUGGAGCUGGAGCAGCUGCCCCCACUAAUCACGCACGGUCCGUAUGCAAACAAGUGCGACACGACGGCAAAAGCAACGGCUGUCUCAGCCGCUGCAAUCUGCCUUCGGGCCCGUGAUAUUCUUGACAAGGUGCUGCAGCCGCGUUUAGUUAAGUUGUGUGACGCCGCUGACGGCGCCAUUAGCACACGCGGGCGCCAGUUACAGUCGCUAUGUUGGCUGCUGCGCGGAACGCUGUGUCACAUUCUUAACGCGCUCUCCCUGGCGCCCAGCACUGCCACUAUUUUAUCACAUACGUAUAACGCAGAUGCCCCGCUGGCGUGCACACGUGAGGCGGUGAACCGAAGUGACGCGGCACAAGAGUUUGUGGGUCACCCACUUGUCCCUGCGUGGAUUGACCAAAUGCUCGGCGAGCUUGAGGGCGGAGCGGUGAGGCCUGGUGAAAAUAGACUGCCUUCGAUGCGUGCUGAUAAGAACGGCGGAGCGGCCACCACGCAGUGGCGCCUGCGUGUGGAUGGAGACGCAGCACCGACAGCGGCGUUCGAUGCGACGGAGGAGGAGAAGGAAGAAAGGGAGAAGAGGAUUUGCGACGGUGCGGAUGUGGGUGUACUUCCCCCGCAUGAGCGGGUGACGGAGGUCGCCCCUCUGCCGCCGCCGGCAAUGCGCUUGUGGUUUGUGCUGGCGCAGACGCUAUUCCGCAGCACCUCGGCGGACCUUGUCGCGGCUGGCUCGCGCGACGGCGAGGCUGCGGAGGAGAACACCGACAGGGACAUCAGCGAGGGAGCCUUCGCAACGACCCCCGCGAGCCAAACCGGCGUUGCCGCAGGAGGCCACACCAAGGACGCCGUCUCACGUGCUUCCCAUAAAGAAGCCGUGGCGACAAGGAGAGGCCUCACAGUGCAGCGGGCCGCCAUGGAGGAGCGGGAGAACGUCAAGAAGGUGAUGGAGGCACGACGCCGCACGGAGCAGUCGCCCAUCGGGUUUUGGUGGCGCUGGCACGAGGCGAUGACGCGGUACCGUUUGUUGUCUGUCACCACAGACGCGGCGCAGGCAUCAUUGUUGGGGCGGUACUGCCAACUGUUUGUCUCGACUGCCGGGGACGGCGUUCCGCCAACGACGUUCAUGCGUGCCUUGAUGGAGGCCCAUCCCGUCGUGUCUAGCGAGGGUAAGGCAUUCGCGGCGGCCCACUUUUUUCUCAUUUGCCGACGCCGACGCGGGAGGCGGGAGCGGAGCCGGAAGAGCUGUCGCUAG
Trypanosoma rangeli is the source of this 2781-nucleotide messenger RNA. RefSeq lists its product as uncharacterized. The record is from RefSeq and is a predicted model, not a curated record. Bases 1 to 2781 code for a protein of 926 amino acids. The transcript has a single exon. NCBI's taxonomy places the organism in Eukaryota, Euglenozoa, Kinetoplastea, Trypanosomatida, Trypanosomatidae.